Fonsecaea nubica is the source of this 831-nucleotide messenger RNA. RefSeq lists its product as hypothetical. Gene Ontology annotation, molecular function: dioxygenase activity. The record is from RefSeq and is a predicted model, not a curated record. The coding region runs from base 1 to 831 and encodes 276 amino acids. NCBI's taxonomy places the organism in Eukaryota, Fungi, Ascomycota, Eurotiomycetes, Chaetothyriales, Herpotrichiellaceae. The transcript is spliced from 3 exons.
AUGAGCGACGUGCCUACUAGGAUUGCCCAACUUGAGGUCAUAGACCUGGCAGGGUUACGCGCGCACGAAACGACUGAGCUGGAAAAAUUGUUCAAUUCUGCGCGAACCUCUGGUUUCUUCUACCUCAAUCUUGAAAAUGAUGCUACUGGGAGGCAGAUUGCGGGGAUGUUGCCAGACGUCUACCGCAUCUCAAGCGACUUCUUUCACCAGCCGAGCAAGCAGAAGAUGAAACUCUACAGGGCUGGGCAGAAUCCAUCGCAAGACCGUGGCUACAAAACGAGCAGUUGCGAUGAGACUUUUGAGAUGGCUUACGACGAAGUCACCCAGAAGACCUGUCCGCUUCCGGAAUUGACGGGAGAAGACGAUGGACUUGUGGACUCUUUCUCCCGGCUCUGUCACUCUACUUGCCUCGUGGUGUUGUCUUGCUUCUCCGAUGUUCUUGGGUUGCUGGACGACCAGAGGUUUGAAUCGAACCACCGCCAAGGAGAAACCAGCGACUCGGGCUUAAAGCUCAUAUCAGAGCCUACUCUGGACAAACUCAGCCAAGUUGGAGACAAUGUGCACACCGACAGUGGCACGUUGACCAUGUUGUUUUACGACCAAUGGGGUCUCGAAGCGGAGCAACCUGGAGGUGGUGACUGGACAUUCCCAGCUCCCAUGCCGGACUGUGCCCUCUUCAAUGUGGCAGAUUCGCUGCAGCGGCUGUCGCAACAUCAGCUGCGUUCUCCCCGACACCGUGUGACCCAAGUUGGAGAUGGGGCGGCUGAUCGGUAUUACAUUUCGUACUUUCUCAGACCUGAGCAUGCUCUGCGGGAGAGGUGGAUGGCAUAG